GUAGCCAAGCUCCCAGCUGGGGUUGCCACAUUGCGAUGGCCGUGGAAGGAGACUUGCCCUCAAGGUCAGUGGGGAGCCAUCUGGUGAGGGGGCUGAGAUUCAACAGGGGGGCGCCUGAGCUCACCUCCUGGGGAAGAGGUGGGAGGGCUUCUUCUUGAGAGGAAGCAGCCCCCCUCACCCUCUGCGGGAGGCCCUGGAGGGAUGAUGCCCAGCCUUGGGCCUCCUGGCAACCCCUCUGGCUCCCAGAGCCUCAGCAUGGCGCCUGGGCCCCCUAGCAGCCCCUCACAAGGCCAAACCUCCAGGGAAGGCGAUGCUCUAAAGAAGGGAAUGGGGGGCGGAUCAUAGAAUUGUAGAGUUGGAAGGGGCCCUGAGGGUCAUCUAGCCCAACCCCCUGCCCAACGUGGGGCUCAAACUCACAUUGCUCUACCAGCUGAGCUGUCCCAAAGGCUUGAGGAGGGGUUUGAGUAGCCCCCUCCACUCCCACCACCACCACUUCUCCUCUCCAAAUGUCCCCCCUCCCUCCGGUUAAUGCUGGUGGGUCAUUUUCACGGGGAAAGAGUGGCUGCAGCAACCCAGUGAAAUGGGUGGGGGAUUAUUAUUAUUAUUACUUACUUACUUACUACUAGCAUUCCACUGUAUGUUGUUCUGCUUUGCAGAAGCUUUCUACUAGCUUUUUUUGGGGGGGCGGUUUAUCAGGGGUUUCCAGUGUCCACUUUGCAGACUUGCUUGGCAAUGAGAGCUGGAGGGGAAGGCAGCACACCCACCCCCGCCUCUGCAUUUGACCCCCCCUUGCCACCUCUUGCCCCAGCAGUGCCGGGGGGGGGGACAGCGGCAGGUCAAAGGAGCAGGAUUGGGCUGGGUGACUUCCCUGGUGGGAUAUCUGCUGGACUACCAAGGGGUCGGGCAUGGCUGCUUCAGGCGCCUUGCUCUGAGCCCCAGUUCUGCCCAGAGGGAGGCAGCACUGACUUGAAUCCAGCACAAGGGGAUCCAAACAGAUCCCUGUGAAGGGGAGUCAGCUUCUGUGGUUGGAGACUCGGAUCCUCUCCUGGAAAAGGGCAGGUGAGCGCAGAAUUUGCCUGUAUCAGGAACAGCAAAAAAUGUCAUGGAACAAAGAGGAACAGCCAUUUUAGAGUCUGGUCUAAGCCAAGUGGUGAUGAAGGCCUGGUUGAUGUUGGCAGCCUCCAGUGAGAAGGAUCAUUAGGCGCGAGUGAUCAUGCUCUUCUGAAGUUUACUAUACAGCGGAAAGGAGCAGCCAAGCAUACUAGGACUCAAUUUCUUGACUUUAAGAAAGCUGACUUCAUAAAACCUAGGGAAGUGCUGGGUGAGAUCCCAUGGACAGUAAUACUAAAAGGAAAGGGAGUUCAUGAUGGCUGGGAGUUUGUUAAGAAGGAGAUAGUAAAAGCACAACUUCAGGCAAUACCAAUGAGAUGGAAACAUGGAAGGUGCCUAAAGAAGCCAGGGUGGCUAUCUAAAGAACUUUUAACUGAGUUAAGAUUAAAAAAGGAUGUGUACAAAAAAUGGAAAAGGGGGGAAACCACCAAAGAGGAAUUCAAACAAAUAGCCAGCACGUGUAGACACAAAGUCAGAAAAGCUAAAGCACAGAAUGAACUCAGGCUUGCUAGAGAGGUUAAAAGCAACAAAAAAGGCUUUUAUGGGUAUGUCCGUAGCAAAAGGAAGAACAAAGAAACAGUGGGGUCACUAAGAGGAGAAGAUGGUGAAAUGCAAACAGGGGACACAGAAAGAGCUGAACUCCUCAAUGCCUUCUUUGCCUCAGUCUUCUCCGAUAAAGAAAACAAUGCCCGACCUGAAGAAUUUGGAGCAAAUGAUUCAGCAAAGGAAACACAGCCCAGAAUAACUAAGGAGAUAGUACAAGAAUACUUGGCUAGUUUAGAUGUAUUCAAGUCUCCAGGGCCAGAUGAACUGCAUCCAAGAGUAUUAAAAGAACUGGCAGAUGUGAUCGCUAGAACCACUGGCAGCUCUUAGACUGAAUUCCUGGAGAACAGGCGAAGUCCCGGCAGACUGGGGGAGGGCAAAUGUUGUCCCUAUUUUCAAAAAGGGAAAAGAGAGGACCCAAAUAAUUACCGCCCAGUCAGUCUGACAUCAAUACCAGGGAAGAUUCUGGAGCAGAUCAUUAAGCAAACAGUCUGUGAGCAUCUAGAAAGGAAUGCUGUGAUCACCAAUAGUCAGCAUGGAUUUCUGAAAAAUAAGUCAUGUCAGACUAACCCACACCUGGUGGGUAAAAAACUCAAGAGAUCCUUAGCCAACACUCACGAUGAACAGAGUUUCUUUAAAGCCACAAAGACCAUCUAUGGGCCAAUAAAUCAUGUCAUAUGCCCCCUACGCUCAGCAGACGGUAUCACACUUCUAAAAGAUAAAGAAGCGAUUGCACUGCGCUGGAAAGAACAUGAUCAACAUCUCCUAAACCGCAACUCCCCCGUAGCUGCUGAGGUUCUCUCACAAAUUCUGUAAAACCAAGAUAAAGAUGAGCUUGCAAUAUCUCCAAAUCUGGGAGAGUUGUAUACAGCUAUUAACCAAAUGAAAAACAACAAAGCCAGCGGACCUGAUGGGAUACCUGCUGAAGUCUUCAAAGUGGGCAGAAUUGAACUUACACAACAACUUCACAAGCUCAUCGGAAAAACCUGGGAGAGAGAAGAGAUCCCAGCAGACUUUAGGGAUGCCAAAAUUAUCAAUCUCUUUCAGAAAGGUGACAGAACUGAUUGCAGAAACUAUCAAAGCAUGUCUCUAUUAGCUGCAGCUGGCAAAAUUCUUGCAAGGAUCUUAGCAAAUAGUCUCCUAACCAUAUCUGAGGGUCCCCAAAAUGGUUUUAGACCUUCUAGGAGGUUGUUGGACAUGAUUUUCAUCACUUGACAACUUCAAGAAAAAUGCAGAGAGCAAAACCAAUCCCUGUAUAUGGCAUUUAUUGACCUAAGGCCUUCAACAUUGUAAAUCAUAAUGCCCUGUGGACUGUCCUUCUGAAAAUUGGCUGCCCAGAUAAAUUUGCGAACAUCUUUUGGCUCCUCUAUGAUAAUAUGACAGCAACAAUGGCUUUCAAAGUGAACCAUUCACAGUGGGAUCAGGGGUUAAACAGGGUUGUGUUAUUGCCCCAACUCUAUUCAUUAUUUUCAUUGCCAUGAUCCUACACUUUGUCAAAGGGAAACUCCCCACAAGAGUAGAAAUCAUAUACUGAACAGAUGGAAAGCUCUUUAAUCUGAGUGGACUGAAAGUAAAGAGUAAGCUUACCAUAACUUCCGUCAUAGAUGCUGAUGACAACAUAGUGUGUGAAGACUCAGAGAAUGACCUCCAAACCCUCCUAAAUAUCUUUGCAGAAGCUUACGAAAAGCUUGGCCUAUCGCUCAACAACCCCUUUGCAGUGCCACAAAUCCAACUCAAUGGUGUAAUGUUGGAAAGUGUCAAUCAUUUCUCCUACCUGGACAGUUAUCUUUCCACAAGGGCUGACACUGAUGCCGAAAUCCAGCAUCGCCUGAGCUCUGCAAGUGCGGCUUUCUCCCGAUUGAAGUGCAGAGUGUUUGAGGACCAGGACAUUCGCAGGGAAACCAAAAUGCUUGUUUACAAAGCUAUUGUACUACCAACCUUACUGUAUGCUUGUGAAACAUGGACCACUUAUAAACGCCAUCUCCAAAUCUUCAAAAGAUUCCAUCAAUGGUGUCUCAGAAAAAAUGUACACAUCACUUGGCAAACUAAUGCCAGUGUACUGGAAGAUGCAAAGAUCACGCAUGUCGAAACAAUGAUUCUUCAACAUCAAUUUCGUUGGACUGGUCAUGUUGUGCAGAUGCCUGAUUCUCGUCUUCCAAAGCAACUACUUACUCCAAACUUAAAAAUGGAAAGCGUAAUGCUGGUGGCCAACAAAAGAGGUUUAAACUCUCUCAAGCCCAAUCUAAAAAAAUGUAGUAUAAACCUAGACAACUGGGAAACACUGGCCUGCGAGCGCUCCAGUUGGAGAACAGCCUUUACCAAAGGUGUUGUGGCCUUUGAAGACACUCGAACUCAGGAUGGAAGGGAGAAACGUGCUAUAACCUCUGGGUAUAGGGUGGUAUAUAAAUAAUAAUAAUAAUAAUAAUAAUAAUAAUAAUAAUAAUAAAAAGAAGCUUGCUUGGCUAACCCUCACUGGGAUGAACUCCCGCCUGGAAACCUAUGUUCCCACUCUGGAAGGACGUGUGGAUCCAGAAUUGGCCUUCACAGUCCCUUAUGGACUCAAGACCGUGUUCAUGGAAGACCAUCUUCCUCGGCUACGAGGGAUCGCCAAAGAAGAAGCAGAAGGCUGCCAAAGUGGGCCAAUGCCAGAGGCUGGCUUAUAUGUGCCUCCUAGUGGGGACCCCCCCCCUGGGCAGGAGACACCCAGCCCCCCUCCUCCUAAGGGCUUGUGGGGGAAUGCAAGGCUACUGCGGACGUGUAAGCAGCCUCUGGUGCGAGGCAACCGAGAGAAGAACUGCCUUUUGGACACCAGCGCCCAGGAUCCUGUGGGCGGGAGUUCCACAGUUUAACUGUGCACUGCGUGAGGAAGUCAGAGGCUGGCUCCGCUUUCCCCUUCCGGGCCCCUGUCGGAGGAGCCCCGCCGAGCCAGGCGGUCCCCUGGGGCCCGAUCCUGUCCCCUCCUCCUUGCCGAAGACUGGCUCUGCACAUGCUCGGGGAGCCUCUUCCUCCGCGGGCGGGGCCUCGCUCAGCCGCUUUCGCCCUGGAGACCCCGGGAUGCUCCGGCGCGUGCGCAGAGGGGCGCGUGGGCGGGGCCUGCGAGGCGGGAGAAGCCUCUCUCUCUCUCUCGCCCCGCCCCCCGUCUUCGGUUGCCAUGGCAGCGCGGAGGGCGGAGCCAGGGUCGCGAGCGCCGUCGUCCGGCCCUGCUCGGGGGCGGCGCAUGCGCGAGAGGACACUCCUCCCGGCCCCCCGCAGAGCCGGCCCGGUCCGUGAGGAGGAGGAGGAGGAGGCGGCGGAGGAGGACGGAGCCAGCCAGCCGCCCUUGCCGCGCCGGCACCGCCGUGAGUGGGGGGGGGAAGGACCAGGGCGGAGGGGACCCCCCUCCCCUCGCAAAACGGGGGGCGCGAGAAAGGGGUCCCCUCACCCCGGGGGGAGAGGGGGGUCCGGGGAGGGGCCCGGUCUGCGCGCCGCCGGACGCCGUGACUCAACAGUCCGACGGGGGGGCCUCUGGGGGCGACCCCCCCGCCGCCGCUUAGGGACCCCCCUCUUUCCCUUUCUCUUGGGGGGCGGGGGGUUCUUGGCCGCCCUCGUCGCCCCAUCCCGGGAGCAGGUGGGGGUCCCGUCGGGGGGGGCAGGGAUGGGACCCCCCCGUAUCCUCGCCCUCCCCCCGUGGGCCUCCUGGGGGCGCGUCUCUCGGCGGCGUCCUUCCCUCCGGGUCUCUCGCCCGGGGACACGUGUGAGCGCGCGUGCCGCCGCUGCCGCAAAAUGGCUCCUGCCUGGACGGGGGGGGCGGGGGAGGGAGAAGGCGCCCCCUUUUCCUCCUCCUCCUCCUCCGCCGGAGUCUCCCCGCAGGGAGGGAGGAAGGGCCCCCGAUGGGGCUGCCGGGCUCCAGGCAGACCCCCCUGCCCUCCACGCGGGGAGGUGUUCCUGCGGGGAGAAGGACCCGGCCCAGGAGGCCUCCCGUCCAGCAUCGAGGUCUGGCGGCGGCCCAGGAGUGCCCGGCAGGGAAACCAGCAAGCAGGAUCCGACCCGAAAACAGGUUCUGCUCUCUCCGGUCCAGACUCCCCCUCCAGCUCUCAGCCUCUAACACAAGCCAGCUCCACACGCACCCACUGCCCCCAUCCUGCGCUCUCUUAGGGCAAAAAGUGAUGGUGGGCACUUGGCAAAGCACUCUUAAGAGUUGGCAAAGUGCAAAAAAGAGGAGCUGCAAUCUUUUUAUGGGACGCUUUCAUUCCGGGACUGGGGCAUACCAGAAUAUUCAGCCUGUCCUUAAGUAAGUGGGCAGAUCCUGGACCCCACGGUCAGGGCGGUUCGCCGUUGGUUUUCUCUCUGCAAAACAUCCUUGCCCAUCACUGCUGCUCCGUUGACUGAUGGGAUGCCAGCAGAGAGGCCUCCGCACACUCUGUGGGUAUCCCUGGCAUAGCUGGAGAGGGUGUGGCUGGAGGACCAUUUUUGCUCUGAGCUGCUUGUGGGCAUUGCCUUCCGCUUGCCCCUUUGCGGUGGCCGGCAGGGCGCUGGGCAGCCUGGCAGUGUUGCUGCGUUCUUUUUUCAGCUGGUGAGACUCCUCGGACCAGACUGCUGCUGCUGCUUACGAAUGAGCCCUGCCUUGGGGCCCAGCAGGCCUCCUUUGAAUGCUCUGCCCCUGCGGCAGAGGGCAAGGCAAGGUGUGGCUGCGCUCGGCCAUCAAAGCCCUUUGGGUCGGCCAGCAGAUGCUGCCUCCCCUCCUGCCCCCAUUGCUCUCCCCUCCCGUCUGGCUGCCUUGGCUGUCAGCAGUUGUGCUGUUGGCGUUCUCUUCUCGAGCCUCGGCGGCUCAUCCUUGCCCUUCUUCCUGGCGUCUGCUCCUCUUGUGCCAUGAUCCAGGUGCUUCCUUCCACACGGAGCACCCGGUGGAGUCUGUGCAUGCCCCACCCAGCCCUGGGGCCCUCCAGAUACUUUGUCCAGCAACCCCUGUCUAAACCCAGGCGGUGUGGCCCGUGGCCAGAGAAGAAGGGAGCUGGAGUCAGCAAAGUGUGGAAGGCACCAAACUGGGGAGGGCGCCCCUGAAGCUGUUUCUGUGGUGCUCUGGUGUCAGAAAAGAGGGAGGCUCUGUGGGGUUUUCAGCCACCUUGCAGCUGCCAUUUGAACGGCAUUGUUUUAGGGCUGGAGUGUCAAAAUGCCAUGCAGUUGUCCGUGUCUGAGAAGUGUGGACUGCCCCAACUGAAUGUGUGAACAGGCAGUUGCUGAAAAGCUGCGUUUGGAGUGAUGUGAGAGCUUCCUUAGCUUUCCGGCUGUCCCUUGACUUGGUGCAAGCAGCUGCCUCCAUUGGGCCGAAGUGGUUUGCUGCUGUGAGAAGAGGCUGCUGGCCUGGACGGCCCCAUUGGCCUCUUCCAGCUGCCUCUUCUUGUGUCCCCAUGAGAGAAAGUGAGCCUCAUCUGCUCACCUAGGUCUUGGAGGAAACUGUUCCUGUGCUCUCUGCCCAGCCAGCCUCAAACUUCACCUUGAUCGCUUUUGUGCCUGGAUGGUGCUCGUAUUUAUGAACCUGUCAGACAGAAUAUCUGCUGUUUGUGCCUGAGACGGCGUUUCUCUCAAGGAGUCUGACUGCCUCUCUGCUGAUGCAGGUUCACUCAGCAGGCGCAUCAUUCAGGGUGGCUGGGAUUGUGCAGGGAUGACCGGCUGCUCUUCCAAUGGGUCGAGUGUUGUGCCCCUUCCUCUUGACUUAGCCCAGUGUAGCCUGAUAGCAGGUAACAAGGACAUUGAGAUGAAGUGUGCAGGACGGGGGGGGGGUUGUUGCUACAGAUGCAAAAAAAAGCAUGUUCUGCAUUCACACUGACCUUGCCAACAUCUUGAGAGAAAGGAGAGACUCAGCAGAGCAGGGGCUUCUGGAGAGGAUUGGCCGAGGGAUAAGAUUCCAAGGGAAUGCAGGAGGAGCUGGAGGGAGGAGACGGGAACCCAGGGGGCAGCCUGGGAAACCGUGGCGGCUGCUCCUGACUCCAGCCUCCUCACUGUGGGGGAGUGUGAGAUUUGUGGUCUCCCUCCUUGCACAGAUUUCUGAAGCUAAACUUCAGAUUUCUGGGCAGCCUGGGAUUUUUGCAGAUCUGACAAACAGCUGCUGGUGGAUGCCUUGAAAAUUUCCAAGGAAAGAAAUUCCAUAAGCUUCCCAGACAGCUGCUUCUGCAGAUCCUUGCCUCUGGUCCUCAUAUCCCUCUCUUCGUUCAAAAAUGCUUUUAAAUAUUUGAAAUAACUCAGCAUAUCUGAAGGGGAUGGGCAGAGACCCCCCCCCCCAGGGCCUACUGAUUUAUUAUGGGCUGGGAGUUAGAAGGCUCUGGUUGAGUGAGUGAGCUGAGAGGGGAGCUGGUGGUGUGUGAGCUGCCCGGCUGGGGGUGGUGCUGCCGCCUCUGCCGUUGGCAUGCUGUGUCACUGCUGCUCACUGUGCCCAGGCCUGGGGCAGAGGUGUUGCUUGGAUAAGUGGGUCAGGCCCUCUGUUGAUUUUGCUGGAGCUGUGUCAGCACAUCCUGGCCUGCCAAGCCACAGCUGCAAAGGGCCCUGCAACAACCCCUUGAAAUCUGAAACUGGCCCCAACUAGUUGUCACCAUUCUUGCCACCCUCCCCCCCCCCCCACAAAAGUGCUGCUAAAUGGGUAUAUCUGGGGAUUGCAGGGAAGACCUCCUGGUUUCUCUUGCCUGGGAGCCACGUCAGCCACGGUGAUCCGAGGAUUUUCUGGAGCCUUGUCAGGUGGGGCUGUGGUGGGUCUGUGUGCGUGAAACUUAAUUUGGGGCAGGCAGCUGCAAAGGGUCUGGAGUAAGAGGUGCAGGCUCAGAAAUACCUGUCCUGGUGCUGAUGGAAAGCCGACCCCCACCUCCACUCAUGUAAAGGGAGUCUUCCUGCUCAGGGCCCUCCGAUACACAACUGCCACAGCUGACUUCUGCUCCUGAAAGUCUGCUGGCCUUGCCUGCGCAUAUUUCUGAGUUAUCGCCCAGGUGGGGUCCCUUGCUAAUUGCCGGGAUUAUAGAAAGUGAAAAGGUGGCGAGUGUUGCUUCUAAUGGCGCUUUGGCAAGAGCAGGGAUUGUUUUGCCUUGUAGUGGAGACGCCCGCCUGCUGCAGCAGCGGCCUUGUUUAAUUCUGCUUUAUUUGAAAAGGGCUUGCCACUUGCUUGCACACUGGGCCUGCCCACCACUCUUCUUGUUUGCUUUUCCUCUGUUUGUGGCAGGCACCAUCGCUACAGUCCACGUCUCUGGUGCUGAUCUUCAGCAGUGCUUCCACGUGGGGCUUUGGGUGGCAGAGAAAUGCAGAUGCCAAAGUCUGUGGGUGUUGGGAGGAUGGGUGUCGCUUGCGCUCCUUGAAGGGAGGCUGCACGCAAGCCGAGAAAUGCCCCCAGUUGUUGCUUACCUUGGAGCUCUGCGGUCUGGCUCAGAGGCCCCAAAGACAGCUGCGUGGCUUGGGUGGAAUUCCUGCUCUCCAUGGUUACUCCAGCGAUAGUUAUUUAUAUAGCCUCCUAUUUGGUCUUUGUGUGCCCCUUCCCCACAGCCCUGUCUGAUGGAUCAGGGUGGGCAUUUCGUCAGAGUAUGGGAAGGGAAUCUGGGUUUGACUGCCCUCCCUCCCCCUGCUGCAAUCUUUCUGACGUGUGGGUGCGAGUGGUGUUUUUACUUUCAUGAAUUCCCAGCAGUCGGUGGGGGGGGGGGCUUUCAGCAGCUCCAAAACAUUAACGAAAGAGUUCUCUGGAGUCGGGAAGCAGACAUGGUUGUCUGCCUUCCUGGUUGCUCUGCUGUUAGUGAAGUCUUUGGUUAGGGCAAGCCACCCCAGCACACGUCCUUCCGAAAUCCCUGAGGCGCUGCUGCGGGGCUUUGUUGUUGGGGCUUUCUCAGCUCCUCCUCCUCCUCUCCCUUGGUCUUGUCUGGGUGUGCCAUGCCCUGCCAUCGCCACGUGAACUUGGCACAAUCUCGUGACAGCGGGCUUUACUACAUAGGCAUAACAAAGUGCUCCCUGGCCAUAUGCUUCCUCUGAAGGGUAUCGCAUGAAGGCUGGUGGAGAGAGGCAUUCAUGUUAAUGCUCCAGAUGGGAUGCUGUUGGCAAGGAGGGGAUGGCGCAGGAUGGUGUUUCUGCAGAGUUUGGGGACUUCUCUCACCAAGAGCCAGAGGUCUGGCUCAUAGCAGAAGAGAGGCCAGGCUCUGGAGUGAGCAGCACUGCAGAGUUCACAGUCAGUGUUAGAAACUGAGACAUGGAAGCUAGGAGCUAAAGGGCACCUUAAGCCUAGGUUAGGGGCACAACAGCGGACUGCCUAGGCAUGCUUUUUCUAUAACAAGAGUACAAAGCUGAAAAUGAAUGAACUGCAGCUAAAAUCUUAGGUUCAUUUUUCACAUGGUCUAGUCCUUCCCCUGCCCACUCCACUAAUAUUCUUAAAUCUUCAGAGAGUAGCUGGAAGUGGGGAGGCAGAAAAAGGUCCUCCUUUCCCCCCACUCUGCAGUUUUAAUCUGAAAUCUUAGGCGUAGUACUGUGCCCAGAGCUCAGAAACUGCUCGUGCUAAUGAAAUUCCCUGUUGCAAAAUGCGCCUAGAACAAUGGGAGCUUCGAACACUGUUCCCAGUUGCCUCCAGAUUGAGUCGGAACCUUUCUUUAUACAAGGGACAGUUGCAGGGGGGUGGGGCUAGAUGAUCCUCAGGAUCCCUUCCAACUCUGCGACCACUCUUGAAAUGCUGUCCCUUGUUCUGGCUGCAACACUUCAAAAAGAUAUUGUAGAGCUGAUACAGGUGCAGGAAAGGGCUAUCAAACUGUUCAAGGGGCUGGAUCAAAUCGCCUGUGAGGAGAGGUUGCAGUGCUCGGGAAUUUUUAGUUGGGGGGGGGCGGGACAUAAUAGAGAUCUGUCAGAUUAUGCAUGGCAUGGAGAAAGCGAAUAGAGAGUAUUUUCUCCAUAAUUCUCCAGCCUGUGUUGACAUCAGAUAGGACUUUUGUUCCAGACUGUUCCAGUUUUUCAUACAUGCAGGGACCCCACAUCUGAGCUCUCAGGAGCGGGGCUUGUUUUGCGCUUGUGCUUCCCUGCCUGGUUUGCUGUUCUGGGUCGGGCUAAACCUGCGAUCUGGUUUCUGUUCCUUCGUUUGCCUUUGCAGUAUCAGAGUGAAGCUCUGGGGGAAAUCCCCGGGGCUUAGAAAUGUGAUGCUCUGCCAAGGGAUGUGAAAUAUUUUUCUUGGUUGGCUUGGAGUCUAGUGCCUCCUUGCCUGUGUUUGGAGUGAACGCCUGUGUCUACAGCUAGAGCUGAGCCAGAGAGGCCCACUUUCUCUGGCUGCAUCCUCUGCACAUCACAGCUUCUGGGAAGGCCAGCAUCUGCACGGCCUUCUCCAGUUUCGGGAGAAUGGUUUCCAAGAGCUGGCACUGCCUGGCACAUCGGGAUCCCAGCACCCUCCAAAGACCACCACACCCUUUCUGUCCCAUUGCACUCCUACUGAAAGCACCAUUUGGCAGAAAGGUAGGAGGCAGAUUUAAAGAAUCAUCCAAAUAAAUAAAUUUCCUCUUCUCACCCGUGGGAGUCCGCACAUCCUAGCAGUGCAGGGAGUAAUGGCUGGCGCUGCAGCUGGCGCAUCCCUGGCUCCUGCAGACCCUGAACACCUUCUGGGAGCUGGCUGAAUUCUGUUUAUCUGGCCCCACUUUCACCAACUGAGAUGGGGGGGGGACGCUACUUAAAGCAACCUGACUGUGUUUCUGUUAGUGCAUUUGCAUUUAAUCCACAGUGAAUCUUCAGGACGGAAGGCUAGGAAUUCUCUGGCUUGAUGCACAAGAGCUGCUCAGAGGAGCUUGUGACCUCCCCAGCAAAGGCCAGCUUGCUGAGCAGUGGGAGAACAUCUGCUUUGUAUGCAGAAAUGCCCAGUUCAAUUCUUGGUGUCUCUAGGCAGGAUUGGGAAUGUUCCUUGGAGAGACCCUGCCAGUCAGCAUGGGCAGGCCUGUUCUAGAUCAUGGGUAGGCAAACUAAGGCCUUGGGGCCAGAUCUGGCCCAAUCGCCUUCUAAAUCCGGCCCGCGGACGGUCUGGGAGUCAGCAUGUUUUUACAGCAUGUGGUGGAGUCUCCUUCUUUGGAGGUCUUUAAGCAGAGGCUUGACAACCAUAUGUCAGGAGUGCUCUGAUGGUGUUUCCUGCUUGGCAGGGGGUUGGACUCCAUGGCCCUUGUGGUCUCUUCCAACUCUAUGAUUCUAUGAUACAUGAGUAGAAUGCAUCCUUUUAUUUAAAAUGCAUCUCUGCGUUAUUUGUGGGGCCUGCCUGGUGUUUUUACAUGAGUAGAAUGUGUCCUUUUAUUUAAAAUGCAUCUCUGGGUUAUUUGUGGGGCAUAGGAAUUCAUUCAUAUAUUUUUUUUUCAAAAUAUAGUCUGGCCCCCCACAAGGUCUGAGGGACAGUGGACUGGCCCCCUGCUGAAAAAGUUUGCUGGCCCCUGUAAUCUAGGUGGACCAACGGUUUGACCUGGUCAAAGCGCAGCUUGUGGUGUUCUUGGAGCCCCUCACAUGAGCAGGUUGUGGGUCUCUGGAAGGAAGCUCAGGGGUUUCAGCCUCCAGCUAGUAGGAGAGCUGUGUCCAAGUGAGGCCCAGCACCUCCAGGGACCCUUGAGGAGGUCAGGACAGUGUGCAUUGCCUUGUAUGGGUGCAGCAAUGUGCAGGGUGGAUGAAAUUAAAUUGUUUAACCACAUCAGUUAACAAACAUAUGCUAUAAUGUUAUUAUUUUAGUAAAUAGAUUGUUUAAAUUGUUAUUAAGGAAACAAUUGUUUUUCUCCUACCACUAAAGUACUGCAGAAAAGUUGUCCAAAUAUAAACAGGUAACUUAUUAAACCUCACAAUAAUUGCAUAAUUAUCUAUGUAUUUCUAAUAGUAUAACCAAAUCAGUAAUUUUUGACAUAACUGUAAAAACUGCUCUGAAAAUUUAUUAUUCCAAAAAUGAAACUUUCAUCUGGUUGUAAAUAUUAAGAUUAUACCAGCAAGAAUUAGUCUUUCUGUAAAAAAAUGAUUUAAAUCAAAUCUUACUGACUAGUGAUUUAAAUUGUGAUUUAAAGCAAUUUGAUUUAAAUCAAAUCCACCCUGGCGAUGUGCCUGUUUUUUUCUUGGUUUGCAUAUGUCUGUGUUUGGUAGCCUUGAGGAGGAGCAAGGAGCUGUGCCCCCUUGCCCAGCGGAAAGGUGUGGAGAGUGAGCUGUUAGCUUCAGGUCCAGGACUUGAUCCAUCCAUGUCUGGACGCCAGCGGAAGCCGGUUUCCUUUCAUCUCCUCCCUCCUGCCACCCUGCCUGCCCACCCCAAUCUGCUCUGGAGAGUUGGGGAACUUCUAGAGUGGGUGUGGGGAGGGGUUUGGGGGGGGUCUGCCUGGGAAGAAGAGAAGGGCGAGUCCCGUUGCUGGGUUCCACUCUUAAACUAAGAGCAGUUUCAAAUACGGCACAGAAGGUGCGGUGGUUGGGGCUCUGUCUUCUUCCUUAUGCACAGAGGUAGUAUUAUCAUAGCGCUAAGCAAGCGGUCAGUUGGCUGCUUCAGAGCAGGUUUCUGGGCAUCCGCAGAGGUCUCCUCCCUGGGCACAAUGGCAGCCUCUUCUGCUGGUCCAUGGAAGGCAGUCAGAAAGAGGCUGGAACUGGAAGCAGUCUCUCUGGACCCCGCAAGCCAGGAGGCCGCUGAGAAAAACUUGUGGCGGUGGCAGUGAGGCCCCUCUCUGAGACCCAGAGCCAUUGUGCCCCAGUUCCCCUUCCUUCUGUUCCUGCCCAGUGCUGGAGCUGAGUCCGUCCUGGGCGCCUGGCGCGCUGCCUACUUCUGCUUGGUUUCCCCUGUUAGAACACAUUUGCUCUUUGCAUGCAGAUGGCUCCCUAAAGCCCCCCUCUGAAUGCUUCUGCCUUGGGACUCGAAUAAGCAGGACUAGGCACACAAUGGGAUGACUGGCCGGAAAGAAAAGCCUGGAACUUUCCAGCUGGGAGGUCCGGGCUGAGGGGCACCCAGAGGGAGCCGCUGGGCCUUUGUGAGCUCCCCCUCUGCUGAGCUGGCGGCAGGCGGGUGCAAUGCUGCUACGCAGGUUGGGACUCAACAGGGAGAUCAGGCCGUCUCCCAGAGCCAGCGCUCCCAAAGCUGGCAUCGUGGCUAAGCAGAAUCUUCCGGCGGGAAAGCAGUCGUGCUCGGCUCUUGAAAGCCACACAAGGAAUCUAGGAGCAUUUUGGGCCUCAGCAUGCUUGACAGGCCAAGCUGCCCGUCUCUCAUAAUCCAUCUAGUAAGAUGGCAAAAAGUUCCCAGCAGUUGCCCACAGAGUCAUAACAACAACAAUAACAAUAAUAAUAAUUUAUUAUUUAUCCCCCAUCCAUCUGGCUGGGCUUCCCCAGCCACUCUGGGCGGCUUCCAACAGAACACUAAAGCACAAUAACCCAUUAAACAUUAAAAGCUUCCCUAAACAGGGCUGCCUUCAGAUGUCUUCUAAAAGUCUGGUAGUUGUUGUUCUCUUUGACAUCUGGUGGGAGGGUGUUCCACAGGGCGGACGCCACCACCAAGAAGGCCCUCUGCCUGGUUUCCUGCAACUUGGCGUCUUGCAGUGAGGGAACCGCCAGAAGGCCCUCGGAGCUGGACCUCAGCGUCCGGGCAGAACGAUGGAGGUGGAGACGCUCUUUCAGGUAUACUGGAUCGUCAGUCAGUCCUUUCUCUAUCCCUGCUCUCUCCCAGUUGCCUCUAUGUGCCCUGGCACAGCUUGCCUUCAUCUGGCUUCUGUGCCCUCCUAGGUCGCCUGUGGAGCCAGAGUUCAGCUUGCAUGUUGGGUCGGUUGAGGGAGGGGGCUGGCGAUGGCUGUGUCCUAGCAGGACUGCCACUCACUUGACCUGUGUUCCCCUCGCCAGGGCCUUUUGGGGCUCUAAUCCCAUCUUAAAAUGAGAUUUGGUGACUGUCUAAACUUUGCUGGGAUUUAGGUGCCUUAUUUAGACCUGCUUCUGGAGGUGCCUUUGUGAGUUCAGGAGAAGCGAGAGAGAGGAGGAGGAGGAGGAGGAACCUGGGGCUGCUGGGAUUCUUUUGAGCAGAAUCCCUGGCAGGCUAGGCAGGGGCAUCAUCGCCUCCUGGGCCUUGCAGGUGUGGCCCAUUUGGCUCCCCCCAGGUAAGUGCUUCCGUGUGAACGGGGCACAGCCGCCGGAGCAAAGGCAAGCAGGGACGGAGGCUGCUCCUCUAGGGGUGUCUUGGGCCGCUGAUAAUGUUCACAGAUGCAACACUCUGUGGCUCUUUCCCACGGAGGAUGGUUUGCAGUGCAGAAGUCCCAAGCGGUGGUUUUGAGACAGCACAGUCUUUCCUUUCUGUCCCGGGCAGGAUCAGUGCGAGCAACAUUGGUGACAUCCACUUGACAGUCAUUCAGGAGUGUCUGCUGUUCCCCAAAGAAAGGCUCCCUACUUCUGCUCCAUUUCACUUGGAAAUCUUCUUUUCUGAUCUCACUGAGUAAAAAUUGGAGCCUGUUAAGUGGGCAUUGCAACUGUGUGGACAUUUGCCUCUCUUGGGCUAGUGGCAGAGGGAGAGAGAGACCGGGCAUAAGACCAGCCACCAGCUGUGAAUAUUGCAGGCAGAGUUCCAACCCCAGAAAAUGCAAGGAUGGGAUCCAAGCUGCAGCUGCCCAGUACAAACAAGCACCAGCCCCCACCAGCAGCUCACAACCCCCCCCCCCCCCCGUGAAGCAUCCCUCAGCAGCACUGCUGGGCAGGUUGGGCCUGCUAAUUUCUAUGGUUUAAAUCACCAGGUGAAAAAAUGACAACACUAAAUCAUGGAUUUAAAUUAAAAAAUUCCCUUUGUAAUUGAGGUAAUCUCUAAACGAAAGUGCAUUCCUGUUGUUGCAACUGUAGAAACACAUUGAUUUGAAGCAGAAUAUAACUUUUGCACCAGCCUUUGCCAACCUGGUUCCUUCCAGAUGUUUUCGACUCCAGUCAGCCUCAGGCCGGCAUGGCCUGGCUGGCUGCAGCUGUGGCGAAGGCUGCUUUAUGCAACCUGAGAAGGUGCCAUCCUGUCUUCAGUAGUGAGCAUCCCACUGUCGUGGGCUUCCGUUUUCCAGCAAGAGACGCCAUGAAGGCCACCCUUUUUAGGGAAUUUUUUAAUGAUGUUUUAAUGUAUUUUUAAUCUUUCGUUGGAAGCUGCCCAGAGUGGUUGGGGAAACCCAACCAGAUGUUCGGGGUAUAAAUUAUUAUUAUUAUUAUUAUUAUUAUUAUUACUAUAUUGGGCCCAGGCGAAACCGAGCACACAGUUGUGGCUCUGUGCCCUCACGAGUAGCCAGGAGAGAGCCAGUUCAGGGGGAUUAAAAACAACAGUGCAACCUCUUAGAACUGCUGAUAGGUUCAAGAAAGCAUUGCUGUUUGAUGGGUUUAGAAUGCCCUUCAGUCUUCUGUAUUUCCAAGGUGAUGAGGCACAGUUAGGUGGUGGAUUUUGGGUGCUGUCAAGGGGUUGCAGAGCGAGAGGUGCAGGCCAGACUGACUGAGCAAAUUCUCUGAGAAGUUCUCCUUUGCAAGACCAGCAGGAAGAGUACAGUUGGCUGAGGAAGAGUACGGUGCUGUUUUUUACGUAGUCAAUGAUCAAUACAUCAUGAACUUUCUGGUGGGUUGUGCCCCAUGUUGGGUGUGUGUGUGUGCAUUUGGAGUGUUCUGCCUAAGCCUUGAGUCAGCCGGCAUCUUUCUGAUUCCAUAGCCGUUGGUGAUGUUGUACGUAAUAAACCAUUGCCACAGCUGACCCAAGGAGCAGCAGCUGUUGGCCAGGCUGUGGGACUAAAAUAGUGAACUGCUUGUUGCAUACUUUGAGUUCUCUGGAAAUAAGCAGGUUGCAGGCUGGGACAUGGCCCUCGGGGAGCAGUUUGCGCUGCUGCAGCCAUUGCCCCCCCCGCUGCUUUCUUCCCCUGGCCUGGAAUCUCCUCUGCUGCUGCUGCCCCCCCCCAAAGACUCUCUUGACUGGUGCCCUACUUAAGUCACUCAUUCCUGUGUUGUACACCUGACGCCUCCUUGAUCUGAGCAUCUUCUGAGAUAAAUAACAAGCCCUUUUCCCUGCCUGCAACUCUGACGCUCUCUCCAGUCAGAAGCAGGAGACAGUGACUAUGAGCAGUAAGUUAAUGAUCCAUUACACCAGCAAUUCAUGGUGCAGUCCAUGGGCAAAACACGAGACUUCUGGAUUGCAGUGAAACUAGAAGCUUGUGCAAGGCCCACUUUAUUUAUUUAUUAUUUAAGAUCACCCGCUCUGAGACCCCACAGUAAUUCUCCCCUGGCCUCCUCACUGGCCCAAAUAGGACCAAUUCAGCCAGCUAGCCCUGGGAUUAACUAACUGAUUUUUGACUUUUGAUGUUUAUUCCUAUUCAUGUUUUUAUACCGUAUUUUAUGCUGCUUUUAUAAUUAAGUGUUUUAAAUUUGUUGUUAGCCGCUCUGAGCCAGGUUUUUGAACCAGGAAGGGCGGGGUAUAAAUAAAAUAUUAUUAUUAUUAUUAUUAUUAAUAAUAAUAAUAAUAAUAAUAAUUCCCAUCUCCCUGCCCCACAAGCAUGGCUGGAACUUGCAGUCCCUUUCCCUCGUGGGCCUGGGGAGGGGGGUGCCUGCAUCCAAGGGCAAACCACUUCAAACCCACCAGCAGCUGUGAAGGAAGACCCGGUCUGGGUGGAUGUUGCGGCAGAUGCACCAGGUCCAAAUAUGCAUGUGGCAAUCCUCUUCCUCUUCCUCCCUCCCUGUGGCUCCUCCUCCUGCUUUCCCCCCUCAACCUGCCAUCUGUGCUGGGCUUUACCUGCAUGGGGAGGACUGCCUGCCUUUGGCCUUCUGGCUCGCCUUGCCUUUGCGUAUGGGGUCUCCUUUCCUGAAGGGCUGGCCAGUUAGGGGUCAGGAAAGGUCGCACUGGUGCCUCUGCCUGGAAGGAGGCGGCUGCAGAGGCUGCUUGGGCCAGAGGACCCAGGAAGGAGCUUGGUGGGGAGGGGUCCCUCUUGGGCUGUGGGCUUCAGGCUUGGCUGCUAGGGGUCAGGGGGGCUGCAACUGGGGCUGGCGAGGGCUCUCUGUCUCCCCCUGUGGUGCAGAGUCACGCAGGUGCUCUUGGCUCAUUCUCUUCCAUUCAUCCAAUCGUUCUGCCCAGACACUGAGGUCCAGCGCCGAGGGCCUUCUGGCGGUUCCUUCAUUGCGAGAAGCAAAGCUACAGGGAACCAGGAAGAGGGCCUUCUCGGUGGUGGCACCCGCCCUGUGGAAACCCUCCCAGCAGAUGUCAAGGAAAUAAGCAGCUAUCCUAGCUUUAAAAGACAUCUGAAGGCAGCCUUGUUUAGGGAAGCGUUUAAUGUUUAAUAGGUUAUUGUAUUUUAAUAUUCCAUUGGAAGCCGCCCAGAGUGGCUGGAGAAACCCAGCCAGAUGGGCGGGGUAUAAAUAAUAAAUUAUUAUUAUGAUGAUUAUUACUAUUACUAUUAUUUUCCACUUAAAUAAUAAUAAUUUAUUUUUGACAAAGCAAUAAUCAUAAAUAAAUAAGAAUAAAAAUUACCUUCCGUUUUUUGAUGCAGUACACCUUUCCCGAACGCUGAAUUAAAAUGGGACAUAGCCACCCCCAGCGUGAACCUGAGCUGCCUGGGACUUUGUUUGAAAAUAGCUAGAUUCUGCCUUUUGGCGCCAUUACCCUGGCCGCUGUUGGGGACAAAGUGCUGGACUCUGUGGACCUGGAGCUCCUGUUGGGGAGCCAUCCUGGACCCUUUUGUGGGCAGAGCGAGUGCUGGGCCCUUGAACCCGGAGAGCACCUUCCCCAACAGCCUCCCCUUGGGACCCCAAGCCCAGCUUGCUGCCCCUCUGGACAGCUGCCUGCGGGGUUUCUCUCUUGCUUCCCCUUCCGGCAUCCAGAGAGGCACCCACAUUCCUUGUCCCCUUCCCAGGUUGGUGGCCCAGGGAGAGCGUGGGGGGUUGUUUGACCUCCUUCCCCUGUGCCACGAUGGCUUGUGCUGUGGGUGCCCCCUCCCCUCUCCCCCUGCCCCCAAUAGCCCAGGCAGCUCCAAGGAAGAUCACCUGUGCCAAGAGCCAUGUGGGGAGCUGGAGGCGCCCCCUGGAGGCUCCUGGAGGAAUUCCAUCCUCUCCCUCUCCUGGACAAGGACUCAUCAGCUGCUGCCUUGGCCGCAUCUGGGCUUUCCAGGCUCAGCUUUUAAAGCAUGAGCCAGGUUCUCCCAGGUGGCCCUUGAGCCAGCCUGGCUUGGGGCCUUUUCCCUCCCUCUUCUUUUCUUUAAGCCACCCUUCCCCACAAGAGGCAUUCUGGAGUGAUGCAGAAGUGAUUCUGAGUGCGCCCAAGAGUUGAAGGGGCACAAGGCGUGCUGUUUUCCUUGUCCCAAAAGGACACGGCAUGUUGUGGGGUGGGCUGUGUGCUCUGCGUGUUGAAAGGCCCAGUUGCUGGCAAAGGCCUCUUCUCCGCCAAAGGCUCUGGAGGCUUCUGGGCUGGAGAGGAAAAGGUGCCACCUUGCGUUUCAGGUCAGAGGGGCAGAGUGUCCUGCCUUGUGAAGAAAGCAAAGCUCUUCAGAGCUGGACUGGGAAACCUGUAGUCCUGCCAGUUGCUAUGGGACUCCCAUCCGCUCCAGUCAGCGUGGCCAGAGGGGGUGGGAGUUGUCCAUCCCUGGAACAUCAGGAUGCCUGCUGUUUACCUACUGCUGCUUCAGGGAUGGAGGGUGGGCAAUCAGCCUUUGAUCAGGCCAGGCAUCAUUUUGGAAAGGCAGCCCGUUUGCCCAGGUCUCUUGACUUGCACAGCAGAUAAAGCAAGGGGACCCUCCAACAGCAACCAAACGAUGCAGCGCUUCCUUGGAGGAAUGCUCCUGGCCCCUGGGGCAUCGAGCUGAGCGUUAGAGGAAGCCAUAUCACAAGGUGUGCUGUGAUAAUUUCACAUGCUGCAGAAUAAGUAACUCGGGAUUUUUCUCAGUAGCCCAAAGUAGCUGAACUGAAAUGCCCGACUAGGGGGGAAACUGUGAGAAAGUGCAAGUCAGGGCAGUUUAAGGGCUACGUUUUAUUUGGGGAAUGGGAAGGAUGGUGGCAAGGUGUUUGGGUGGGGGGCAUACUUUUAAAAGUUCAGUCUAUAGCAAUGAUGAAUAGUUCCAUGUCAUUGGCAGCAAUACAACCAGGUCUUGCCCAGGGGAGCUUUGACUUCCACAGGUGACUUGGAAUCACAGAAUCACAGUGUUGUAGAGAUGGAAGGGAUCCUGAGAGUCAUGUAGACCCACCCCCUGCAGUGUAGGAAGAUGCAGAACGUCCCAUAUGCGGAUCGAACCUGCAACCUUGGCGUUACCAGACCAUGUUCUAACCAGCUGAGCUAUCCAGCUUCUUCUAAGGAAGAUGCCAGCUCUGUCCCUUUUCCUCCUGUGGUGGAUGUGAGAGAGGGAGAUGCUGUCCCCUUUCCUCUCUCUGUCCCCUUUCCUCCUGUGGUGGGUGUGAGAGAGGGAGAUGCUCUUUAUCACAGGGAUCCUGACAAGGUCUUCCCAGCUCUUGAUCAGUCUUUGGCCAGCCCUGGUGCCGUCUGACUGGGGCUUUGUGUGUCCACUUUCCCCCAGACAGUCCUGCUCUUUCAAAUGCUCCAGAUCUCUUCUUCUGGGGUGGUGGCGGUUCUGUUUCUCCACCCCAGCUCAUUGCAGCUUUCGGGGGGGGGGGGGGAUCAGGGACCAAAGGGUGUCAUGAGGUGCCUUGGGAGAUUUCCUUUGGUGGGCUUCCCCACUGGAGGAUUGGCUACUGCAUCCUAAGGGGAGGGAAUUCCCACCACUAGGCCAAACAGCUUAGCGGUCCAGGCUGAUGUGUUAAAUGCUUCACUGGGAGCCUGUGGCUUGGCUCACUUAUUCGAGUCAUAGACCACUGGGUGGAAUGGCUUCCCUGUUUUGCAGAGCAUGAGUGCUUGUCUCCCCACAUCACUUGGUCAUGGGGCAUGAGGCAGACCCUCCAAUUCUCUCAUUGUGCCUCUUGCUGGCCCUGCUAGAAGCUUCUUGGGCAAGCGAGGCAAUGCUCCUGGCCCCACUCAGAAGGGGUCCUGGGCAGGCAGAGGUUCUCCCUGCCUUGCCCUGCAUCGCAAUCUGCUUUUCUAAUCCCCCCUCCAGGCGACGGGUGGGUGAGCAGCCCUCCCAUCUGGCAAAUGGCACCCAAAGUCCCGCCAUAUGUAUGCCAGCAUCCCUUGCAGCUGCCCGAGGGAGCUGAUUGGCUGAUGGCCUAGUUUGUCCGCCCGCCCUGUGGCCAGGAGGGAGCGUGUCCCAGGAUCCGAAGAAAAAGGCUCAUCUGGAGCAGAGUCUGCCCCGUGGGGCUCUGUGGGAAGAGGGGCAGGCACUUCUGGAAAGGAGGCCAGGAUCGCUCCACCCCAAAACACUGGGGAGACGGCGCUCCUUGGGGCAGCCAAACACAAAGCAGUGGGGCGGCUGCAGGAGGUUCCUGACAGAUGCCCCCCCCCUUGCUCUCCUAAUCCUGACUUUCAUUGUUGGCCGUGCAUUAAGCACUCAAUCUCUUGCCGGCAAAAGUGAAAGCAGAUUUAGCCCCUUAAUCUGAUCUGUUCAGCCCAGCUGCCCCCCCAGUUCCUGACUUCGGUGGGUGCAGAGGGGCGGACGUUCAAGCGCCAGCCGCAAGGUGGGCCUGGGGCUUCUGUUACAAAGUCAUAGAAUCACAGAAUCAUAGAAGUGUUGAGUUGGGAGGGACCAUGAGGGUCAUCUAGUCCAACCCCCUGCAGUGCUGGAAUCUUGUGGGACUCGAACCCACAACCAGGAGAUUAAGCGUCUUGUGCUCCAGCUGAGCUACGUGUUGCUGUGCUGAGGCCUCUGGAAUCAGCCUAGACCGGACAGUCCUGGGAGGGGGGCACUGGUACUCCUGGGUGGGCAAAGGGCUUAUGGUGCGUAGGUCACAAAACCUGCAGGAGGUUUUCAUGUGUCCUUUCCCUGUUUGGGAGAUGACAGGAAGAUCCCACUGUUGUGGCAGUUGCAGGUGAUGCAGCCUCUUCAGUCUGCCUUGCGUGUGUUGCUCUGCCUGCUUUUGGUUUGGGGGGGGGGUCGUUGCUUUCCAUUUUUGCCUAGGACUUGGAGAAUGAGGGUUUUGAAUAGGAAGGAGGUCGGGGAGUCUGUUCUGUAUAACACUUUUACCCAGGUUUAGAAACUGAGGCAGGAAAGUUAGGAGCUGAAGGGCACCUUAAACCUAGCUUAUGGGCGCCACAAAAGUGCGCUUUUUUAUAACAAGAACACAAAGCUGAAAAUGAAGAAACUGCAGCUAAAAUCUUAACAUGGUCUAGUCCUCAUCUGAAGACUGCAAAAAACAAAGCCAUACUUUCCCAGCCCACCCCCCUAAUAAUCUUAAGAGGGUCUCGUUUCCAGUCUUCAGAGAGUGGCUGGAAGUGGGGAGGCAGAAAAAGGUCCUCCUUUCCUUCCAGAAGUGGCAGUUUUAAUCUUAAAUCUUAGGCACAGCACUAUGCCCAGAGCUCAGAAACUGCUCGCAUUAAUGAAAUUCCCUCUUGCAAAACACACCUAGAACAAGGGGAGUUUUGAACGCUGCUUUUACCCCCUCCUCCAGUUAGGACUAGCACUGUGUAAUAGAAUAAAAUGUAAAACAUAUGUUCAGGCAAGGGUCUUCGCAGCCAAGGUGGUUCCUUCUAGGGCAUGGGUAGGCCAACUAAGGCCUGGGGGCCGGAUGUGGCCCAAUCGCCUUAUCAAUCCGGCCCGCGGGUAUGGUCCGGGAAUCAGUGUGUUUUUACAUGAGUAGAUUGUGUGCUUUUAUUGAAAAUGCAUCUCUGGGUUAUUUGUGGGGCAUAGGAAUUCAUUCAUUCCCUCCCCCGCAAAAAAAAUAGUCCGGCACCCCACAAGGUCUGAGGGACAGUGGACUGGCCCCCUGCUGAAAAAGUUUUCUGGCCCCUGUUCUAGGGCCCUUAUUUUUUCAAAUACCUGGACUCGAAAGGAAGGUGUUUUCCUCAGCAUUCCGUCUGAUUUCCUGCCGCUCCCAGAGGCAGCGUGGUGCCACCUUGGUCAGACGCUCCCCACGCACCAAGGCCUGAUGUCCAGAUUUAGCAGGCCUGCAGGGAGGUCAAGGGAUAAGCCAAUUUACCUGGGCAGCAUAAAAAGCCUGGAGAAGGCGUUGGAUGCUGCAAGGGAGCCCAGGCAGGGCUGCUUCCCUGGGAAAUCAGGCUGUGUCCUGUAUCUUGGAACGUGACCCAACUUUGUGAUGUGCUCAACGUCUCAACCGGUCAAGCCCAAGCUAGGGGGGCACCUGCCUGUUAACGGCCUCUGACUCUGGGGUGGAAUUUGUGGAUCAGGACCCAGAAUUAAAGGAGCCUCUGGAUGCAACCCCAGGAAUCAAGCCAGCCUCUCUUCCGCCAUGCCAAGCCUGCUUUCUUGGGCGCUCAUUCGGGGGCGGGAUUAGGAGGGGAGGAGCCAGCAGCCCUUAAUCGGCUUAUCAGCUGUUAAAUGAAACUCCCUGGAGUGGGGGGGGGGUUGGAGGUUGUGAGGGAGCCCCUUCCUGCUGUGCUUUGCAAGGCUGAGGUCAGCAGAAUUCCUCUGGCCAAGCACCACCUUCAUGCGGGCCAUGCCCCUUCCCUCCCCUUAUUGACCAAAUCGACGAAGAGGGUGCUUGCUAAAGGCCAGGUUGGUGCCAGUCCUGGGUGAGGAUGCAGCACCCUUGGGGGGCCCUGCCCAGGGGUGCCCCUUCCACGAGCCAAAGCAUUGGAGUUGGGCUGGCAGAGGAGAAGCGGGGCUGAGCUGCCCCACGGGCCCCCUCUGCCCAGAAGAAGCCACCUCUCUCCAGCCCAGUGGGACUUCUCUGGGGAUGGUGCCCUGGGGUGGGGGCAAUGGGGGGGUCGUUUGGCAUCCCUGCUUCCAUUUGCUCUCCUUGCAGCUUCGGGCAGCAGAGGGGCUUUCCUUGGGGCACGGAGGGUCAGCGUCAGACCCACCAGGUUUCGGCCCUGGAACCUUCUGGGGCUAUGUCUCUUUGGGGCUUCCCUAGACAGGCUGUGGUGGGAGAGGGGCUUUUGUCCUUGUGCCUUGGGGGAAAGGGGAGGCUGGACUAGGCGAGCCUUUGGGGUGAUCCCGCAGCCACCCAGCUCUUCUGAGGUUCUCCCCUGUCCAUUCAUCCGCCCCACAGGCAUUAUUGUCUCUGCCAGCUCCCCUCAGGGAAACAGCCCUGAAGCCAAGCAGUGUUCUGAGCCCAGCCUCUGAGGCAGAAGGUCCAUGGGAGAGCUUUCUGCCUGGCAGUGCUUCUCCUGCAACGCAGUUCCUUUUCCUGGCAGAGGGAGGUGGUCCUGAGCAGUGCCCCCACCUCUUGCAUCAGAUCUGUUAUUCCUUGGAGGGAUCCUGGGGGCAGAGUCCCUGGCUUGGUGACCCCGUCCAGGCGCCCUCCUAGCUUGGAGGGGGACCAAUUGGGGCUCCAGCCCUUUGUUCUGCCUGGCACCGGAGGCUGGCUGCUCUGUCUGUGCCCUCUCUGCUUUGGGGUUCCAGAGGGGAUGAGGGGAGGCCUGCUUUCUCCCUGUGCUUCCCCUGUGUGCCUAGAGAUGGUGUCAGCCCUGCCUCCUGAUUGGCUGAGGAGGCGGGAGGUGGGGCUUUAUGACAUGCCUGGGAGUUUGCCAGCCCCCUUCCUAGGGCAGCCCUCCUUGAACCGCGUGGCCAGUGGGGCUGGUGCUGGCGCUGGCCCAGACACCUGUCCAGGUGAAAGGGGGGCUUUGUCCAGUGACCCCUCACUUGCGCCCAUCCCUCUCCUCCUUGCCUGUCCCCCCCAUGUGCAGUGGCCAGUGUGAUGCCCCCUGGUGGCGCAGGGGAUGCCUGCAGGCAGCGGAGCGGGGCCUGGCAGGGGCCUGCCAGUGCGUCUCCCACUUGCUGCCCUGCAGAAGCAGCUUCCUUUGCAAAAGACAGAGAGGCCUCUCUCCCGCUGGAAGGGCUGAGGGCGAGUCUGACACGCACAGCUUGCUCUGGGGCCCCUGGACUUAGUGGCAACGCUGCUGCCUUUGUGGGCUCCCAUCCUCCUUUUGUGCCUUUGUGCUCAAGUGCUGCAAAGUUUUUGGCAUCUUCUCCCUGCCCCUUUGAAAAGAUGCUGCUGGGGAAAGCUGAAGUCUGACUCUGACCUGGUCAGGGGAAGCCUUUGCCUGGGGGAAGUGCAGGCUCAGCCACCGUGGGGAGGGGCUGGGCUGCGUGCAGGUGGGGGCCAGGGAGUCUCCUGCUGGGGUGGGGGAGGAGCUCUGGUAAUGCCCCUCCACCCCACCUGUCUGGGAGCUGUGGGGUGCAGCAGCUACUAUUUGGUGAUGCUCUUGAAUUAGUUUCUUUUUCUGCUCCUCCACCCCAUUUUCUCUGGUGCAAGGAUGAGGCUGAUUGAGUGGAAUGGAAGUGAACCCUGUCCCUUUCGCCAUGGGAUGGGCUUUAGUCAGGCUUGUCCAAAACCCCCAAUGUGAUUUGUUCUGCAAAGCGCGGGGGGGACGGACCUCCUGCCUCUGGGCCAGAUCUGGCCCACCAAGCCUUCCCCUUAUUGCUGGAGUAUUUUACACCUGUCUCAUGGUUCUGUCAUCUGCUGCCAGGAAGUUACAGCUCCAAUACUUUCCCCAAACCACACCAGACAUUGCUUGUGGCAUCCGGUGUGGGGCAGGGAGUGACCUGGCUGGCUGGCUGGACUUCAGUCCCCCUUGGUCCCUCCUCCCUCUCAUGGGUCAACCCACUGCCCGCCCGUCUCUGCAAUCACCUGACGUCAAGUGACGGAUGGAGGUGGGCCCUGGCCACCUUUCAAAUGUGGUUUCUGCAGGGGGCGGAGAUGGAGAUUUGGCCUGUCAGGCCAACCAGGUUUGCCGCCCUUGCCAUAGAGCAACAGGGGCUGAGGCUUCAUGGCGGAACAUGUGUUUGGUGUGCUGAGGUCUUGGGCUCAGUCCUGGGCACCUGAGGCCUCGCCUUUGGGGCAGGGCUUGGAACCGCUUUCCCUGGCGAAUAACGCCUCCCUCCCUUCUUCCUGCAGUUGGGGCAUGGCCGUCAAUGUAUAUUCCACUUCUGUGACGAGCGAGAACCUGAGUCGCCAUGACAUGCUUGCGUGGGUCAACGACUCCCUGCAGCUCAACUACACCAAGAUUGAGCAGCUGUGCUCAGGUACUGGGCGGCAGGGGGCAGAAGGGGCGGCGAUGGGGUGGUGCAGCCCUGGCAGUGCGGGUAGCCUUGAACCGUCAGUGGUUUGGGGCGUAGGGAGAAGCAGGGACCUUGCCUGCUGUGCUGGGGUCCAGAGACUGCGUGGAAGAAGCCAAUUUCUGUGCCCUUUCCCUUGGCAGGGGCUGCCUAUUGCCAGUUCAUGGACAUGCUGUUUCCAGGCUGCAUCCACCUAAGGAAGGUGAAGUUCCAGGCCAAGCUGGAGCACGAGUUCAUCCACAACUUCAAGGUGCUGCAGGCUGCCUUCAAGAAAAUGGGUGUGGACAAGGUGGGUCUCCGGAAGGGAGGAGGCGUGGGAGGGGGCUUGCCUUGGGCUCCCACUGGCAUGGCCCUGGAGCUGGGUGUCAGGGCUGGAGGCAGAGGUCUACGGGAAGCCUUUGGCUCCAGUUGGCAGCCCUGGCUCCGUUUCCCAGAGGCUGGGCACCCUUGGCUUGCAUGUGGGAUUUUCGUCCGUAUGAAUAAAGACCAUGGGUUUGACCAACAACGUUUGUAGUGUUCCCAAAGCAAAGGAAGGAUUGGACUCUGAUUAAUAGAAUACACACGAGGCUUGACCAGCAAGACUCUGGGAGGGGUGCGUAUAAUAAUAAUUCCUGUCCACCCCUGGGCCCAGGUCGUUUUAUUCACGAAAGAACUUUUUACACGGUGUUCGUAAGAACCAAUCAGAUUUUCUCUGAGCAUUUCAAAAACCCCACGUGGGACAAAAUCAGUUCAGAAGAAAUCCUGCUAACUACAAAAACUACUUUGAGCAUGCAUACAUAUCUGAGAGUAAAUAAAACAGGACUAGAGGAAGGAAAACCCUGGAGGUCAUAAACAAGCUGUAAACAUAAGGGGAAGGAUGGCAAGGAAGAUAGGUAUCUUUAUCAUCUUCAUGUGAAACUGUUUCCUGGCCCUAAGAUUAACAAAACCAAGGAAAAGUACAUCAAAGGAGUUACCUUCUACCUUUAUGACCCAGGAUGCCUGGUGAACAAAUGGCCUGUGUUUAGAAUGCUUGUAUGUGCCUGUCAGGCAGAGAAAUUGGACAGAGACGCAGAGGCGUGGAUUGAUCAGAAAUCAUAUCAAAAUGGCUGAAACCCAGUCAACGCAAUGCUUUCAUUGCUGGCACAAAUGGCUUGCUCCAUAUUUUUUGUAAUUCCUCAUAGCAGUCCCACCUGAUCACUACGAACGUUUUUGGCUCUGAGGUUCUGUGAGUGACCAGGUAUCUCUUAAUGAUCUCCUUCCCUCUCUCCUGGACUUGUUGCAGAUCAUCUCAGUGGAGAGGUUGGUGAAGGGGAAGUUCCAGGACAACUUUGAGUUCAUUCAGUGGUUUAAGAAAUUCUUUGACGCCAACUACGAUGGGAAGGAGUACAACCCGCUACUGGCGAGGCAAGGCCAGGAGGUGGCGCCUUCUCCAAACCCAGGUGAUCAGAUCUUCAACAAACUCAAGAAACCCAUUGGCACUGCAGGUAAUGUCGCUAGAGCCAGCGGGCACCCCAGGAUCCGGCCUCCAGCAUGACCGUGGCACCCCGGCAUCCAGCUUGGCAACUCCUGGGGCAUCGGGGGGGAGGGUGGAAGGAGAGCCCACCUCCCUGGGCGUGGGAGGCAGGAUCCUGCUGUGCAGCCGAGGGACCCGGGAAGCUGCCUUAUCCCGAGUCAGACCCGCUGGUCUGUGCUGGGAGGAAUUCAGACAGGGAGCGCGUCCCCAGCCCUGCCCAGGAUUGAACCAGAGGCGGGUCUCAAAGGAGGGGAGCAAACAGGGUCCGACAGCAGAGGCAAGUCCUCUGGGCAUUCCAGAUCCAACCAACUCAGAUUCCAGGUCACCACUUCAGGCCUGUGAAAUAUAGCCACCAGGCACUGUUCUGGCAAAGGGGUUUUCUGCUCGUAAAAGUCCACGAGAUGAACAUAACCAGUGUGCACUGACUUAUUAAAGAGAGUGAGCUGCAACCAUUUCUCAUAAGGCGGGGUCUCCAGACCCCUCAGCAGUCCUGGCUCCCCUUCCGCAGAUGUGCUGCAGUUUGCCAACACUGUUCUUAAAAGCUGGCGGCUGGACGCAGCAUGGCAGAAGAGUGGCCUUGCUUCUUCCUGUACCAGGGCUCUCCUCUUCUGUUAGCGCAGCCCAACACCGCAUUACCCUCUGGCUCCACGUAGCCCUGUGGGUCGGUCGUGCCAGCAGGGCUCAGCCUGCUUCCUCCCGAGGAAACGACCCCUCUCAGCUUGCCGCUGUGCUUAAGCGAAUGGGGCCUGGCUGCAUUGCAUGCUGCAACCUGUCUCACACAGGAAUCUCUGUGGAAUCUGGCUGCUCUUCUGGGAAGACGUGCAGAGCCGCCUUUGCCUUUGGGGGUGGGGGCUGUGGCGCCCAGGCCUGGCCUGCUCAGAGCUGCUCUUCCCCCUCCUCGGAAGCUUGCAGAGCACAGCCCUUCCUGUUCUCCCUUUGGAGUGAGCCACGCAUGCCCAUUUCACAGAGGAGGCAGGUGAGGGGGGUGGCUGCUGCAAAGCCACACGAUGCCCUGGGCUCAGGUGCUUGAUGCCCUGCCCUCGUAGGCUCAGAUCUGGCUGGGUCUGGGGGCUCCUCAGUCCUUGCCCGCCCCAUGUUUCCCUUCUCUGCUUCCCGGGAGGCUGGAAGAAGGUUGUGUACCCAAGGCUGCUCAGGAAACCCUGCAGCUUUUUAGAGGGGAUUGGUGUGGCGUUCCCAAAGCAAAGGAAGGAUUAGCCUCUGAUUAAUAAAAUACACACAGAGGCUUGACCAGCAAGACUCUGGGAGGAGUGCGUAUAGUAAUAAUUCCUGUCCACCCUCCGGCCCAGGUCGUUUUAUUCACAAAAGAACUUUUUACACAGUGUUCGUAAGAACCAAUCAGAUUUCCUCUGAGCGUUUCAAAAACCCCAUGUGGGACAAAGUUAAAAGUUAAAACUACAAAGAGCUACAAAAGUUAAAAGUUAAAACUACAAAAACUACGAAUUUCCUACUUGAGCAUGCAUAUGUAAUUCAGAGUAAAUAAUAGAGGAAGCAAAGAGGAAUGCUUUUAAGAAAUUCCGGAGGUCAUAAACAGCAGUAAACAGGAGAGGAAGGAUAGGUAGUAUUUACCAUCUCCUUGAGAAUGAUUAACAAACUACAUCAAAGCUUCCUUCUGUCUUUAUGACCCAGGAUGCCUGGUGAAGCAACUGGCCUGUGUAUUUAGAAUGCUUAUACGUGCCUGUCAGGCAGAGAGAAAGCAAAUGGCAGAGGUGGAGAGGCCUGUGGGAUUCGAUCAGAAACCAUUGUCAAUGCUUUCAUCGUGGACACAAUGGCUUGCUCCAUAUUUCAUAAUUCCUCAUAGCAAUCCCACAUGCUGGAUAUUUGCACUACUACAGAUUGGAACCUGGGUGGCAGCACCUAGAGCCCGCUUCCUCUCCACCUUUCAAGGCCUGCUAGUGGAGAUGCCCCCCUGUCCAGGGCCUGGUCUUCCCCAGGCCUUUUCCGGACAAAGGGACCCUGACGAGGGGUGAUAAAAGAGGCCCCCCUGCUCCCCAGCCACCCUCCCUGAGUCAGGAAGGGGAUACCUAAGUCACAAUGUGGAACACACAGAGAGAAGCUCUGGGUGAGCAGGCCGUGGAGCCCAAAGGGUGGCAGAGGGUUGGGCUGACCUUGGUUGCAGCAACCAGCUUCCUUCCUGCUGGAGCUUCCGCUUGGAAGGGGACAGAAGGCCCCCACCCCAGGUGCAGCUUGUUCCCCAGAGGGUGAAUCACAGGCACCAGGUGAAUGGGGCAAGCUCCGGCAUUGAUGUGAUGAGUCCAGAGAUGAGCCCGGAAAGAGGAGUGGGGUCCCCAGGGCCGCCCUGCAUGGCUCUCCCUAGCGGGGCUCGCUUGCUUUGCUCUGCGGUGGCAGCAACACCCGCUGGGGGGCUGGCUGGGGGCACGGCUCUUCCCUGCAUGUGUGUAGCUUGACGCUGCUGCCCUGUGGUGGUGGGCAUGGCGGGAGGAAAAGCCUCUCUGCUCUGGGGGUGGGGGGAGAGAAUUAUAUGUCCUUGACUCCCAGGGAGGCAGGAGGAAGGGGGACCCAGAGCCAGGCCCCCCACCAAGCUGUCACUUUCUGCAGUGGUGCAGAGCACCCGUGGGAUCUGGAUUUCAGCCAGUCCCUCCACCCACACUCUGCACCCUGAGCGGCCAUUUCUCCUUCCUUCCUUCCUUCCUUCCCUCCUUCCUCCCUCCCUCCCUCCCUCCUUCCUUCCUUCCUUCCUUCCUUCCUUCCUUCCUUCUUCCUUCCCUCCCUCCCUCCCUCCCCUCUCCUCUCCUCCCUCCCUCCCUUCCUUCCUUCCUUCCUCCCUCCCUCCCUCCCUCCUUCCUUCCUUCCUCCCUCCCUCCCUCCCUUCCUUCCUUCCUUCCUUCCUCCCUCCCUCCCUCCCUCCCUCCCUUCCUUCCUUCCUUCCUUCUCUCCCCCUGUCCAGGCCACUUCUGGGGCUCCAGCUGCACACGGUCUUCUUGCAGGCCUCACUCAGGCGCACGCCCUGGCAGAAGCAGACGGGGUUGAUUGCCAGGAGACUCCUGAGUAACUUCUCUUUCUCUCUCUCUGACUUCUUUGCACAGUCCCACAGCGAACCUCCCCCACAGGCCCCAAGAACUUGCAGAAUCCGGCCCGGCUGAACGUCGCUCCCAGCAAUAUUGUACGGAAAAACCCUCCCUUGGCCCGGAAUGGGGGCAGUGAAGCAGAUGCCCAGAUCCUGGAGCUUAACCAGCAGGUAUGGGCAGGGAUGGGGCAGCAGGGCUUUGAGCUUUGCAGAGGCUCCUUUUCCUGACUUGGAUGUUGAGGGGCCCUGUUACUAUCAAUCCAAACCGGGUCAAUGAAUGCCCACCAGUCACCCCACUUUAAAGAGCCGGUCAAGGGACCGUCCAGCCACGUGGGUCAGGCCUCUGAUGCCCUGAAGCAGCCCCUUGGCUGUUGUCCUGAGCUGGACUUGCCCAGGUGGCCUCAGCAGCGCCUGCCUCUUCCUUCCAGCAGCUGGGAAAGGGGCCACGCAGCCGCCCUCUCCGUUUGGCCCGUGGCUCUUGGGGCCCGGGGGAAGCCAAAGCAAGCUGCCUCCAGAGUGCUGCUUUAAGGCAGGGAGAGAGUCUGGAGGCAGGAGGUGUGGAGAAUUGGGGGCUCUGGCGGGAGGUGCACUGAUAGAUGCCGGGAGAGCAACGAUCCCUCUGGCAAGUGAGCCAGGAUCCCUCAGGGUUCACUGGCCCAAAGAGAGGAGGGGAGGGAGGCUGAAAAAACCAGGCAGAAGGUCUUCUUGGCGGUGGCACCCUCCCUGUGGAAUGCCUUCCCAUCGGAUCUUGAGAUAAAUAACUAUACAGCUUUUAGAAGACAUCUGAAGGCAGCCCUGUAUUGGGAAGCUUUUCAAUGUUUGAUAUUUUAUUGCAUUUUUAUGUGUUGGAAGUUAGAUAGGCAGGAUAUAAAUAAUAAAACAUCAGCAUCAUUAUUUUAUUUUAUUGUUAUUUACCUACCUACCAUGAGUAUGGUGAUCUGAAGGAGAAUUAGUGUUUUUUCAAAACACACACAAAUUGGAGGGAGAGAAGAACCUAAGUAGAGGCUGCUGGGUCAGGCCAAAGGGGUCUCACUUUGGCCAACCAGAUGCCUCUUCUGAGAAGCCCACAACCAGGGUUGACACCCCCUUAGCUGAGGCUGAGCCCGUGGGACAAAAGGCAGAGGGUCUUCUCAGCAGUGGCGCCCGCCCUGUGGAACGCCCUCCCUUCAGAUGUCAAGGAGAUAAAGAAUUACACAACUUUUAGAAAACACCUGAAGGCAGCCCUGUAUCGGGAGGUUUUUAACGCUUGAUGUUUUAUGUUUUUAGAUACGCUAUAAGCCGCCCAGAAUGGCUGGGGAAACCCAGCCAGAUGGGUGGGGUAUUGGUAUUAUUAUUAUUAUUAUUAUUAUUAUUAUGUGUGAACUUUUUGAAACCCGCCUGUGUGAGUCUGGGGAAGAAGAGCAGCCCUUUGUCUUCCCUUCGCUGCCUCCCCAGAGCAAAGGGCAUCUCCCCCAGCUCCCUGCAAGGUCUGCGCAGGCCCUGCCCUUGGCCUUGUUCUCGGCUACGGCAGGAGGGGCUGCUGGGGUUGGCGCCCCCUUGCCGGCCCUGGCUCACCUUGCCCGUUCUCUCCCUGGGGCGGGGGCAGUUGGUGGACCUGAAGCUGACGGUGGACGGGCUGGAGAAGGAGCGCGACUUCUACUUCAGCAAACUGCGGGACAUUGAGCUGAUCUGCCAGGAGCACGAGAGCGAGAACAGCCCCAUCAUCUCAGGCAUCAUCGGCAUCCUGUAUGCCACGGAGGUGGGUGCCAGCCGGGGGCGGCAGCUGCCCGUGCCCCAGCCCUGGCCCCCGCUGCUCUUGGAGGGAGGUGGGAGCAGCCCUGGCCGGGGAGCCUGGCGGGUGGGGGAGCCCACUUGGCCCCGCCUGUGUCUCACUCCCUCUCCCCGGUCCUUGCAGGAAGGCUUUGCCCCCCCAGAGGACGAGGAGCUGGACGAGCAGCACCCGGAGGACCAGGAUGAAUACUAGCUGGGCCCCCGCCCUUGUGCGCUUGCUCGCUGCCCCACCAUGACCGACCGCCCCACACUCCUCACAGGCCAUGGACAUUUACGGUUUUGCAUUGUACAGCCUCCUCCUGCACAGUCACACAUUAUAACAGGUUUCUACCGACCCGAGAGGCCCGCGGUGCUUUCUGUGCGUUCCGCAGAUCCCGUGGGAAGCCCACGACUACCUGGUAAACAAGCGUCCCUAGAGAGAGGAGACCAGCGCUGUAAAUAGGCCUGCGGUGGGGCAGGAUGCUGGGUCCGGUGCCCCGGGCUCUGCCCCCCCCGCCCCGCCCCGCCCCGCUCCCAUCCCACCCCAUCUUCCUUAUUUAUUGAAUAAUUUUAUUCUUUCUCCAGUUGUCUUGGGUGUGAGCGCUCCCCAUCCCUUGUAUUAUAUUGAGAGACAAAUUCUUUGUAUAUUUUUCCGUACUGGAUUUCACUUGCACUUUGCCUGUUGUGUUUGUGCGGAGCCAAGCUCUGGCACCCCCUCCCGGCUCGGGGGAGUUUGGGGGUGUGCGAGCCGGGGGGGCCAAGCCCAGCACUGGAGGCUUGCUAAUUUGGGGGGUGGUGGGAGGAGGGGAGGGCUUGGACUUGGAAUAUUUAUUUAUUGGGGUUACUUUAAUGAGGCUGCUGAGAAUGUGGCUUUUCCAGCUGCUCUGUCUGACAUAUCAGGUGGGUUGAGGGCAGGAGAACUUCAUAGAUGGCUGCCUUCCUCUGCCAGGAGCUUCAUGGGGGGGGGGCGUGACCUGGGGACAUGGCAGCCUUGCAGUUGGGAAGAGAAGGGUGGACAGGAGCUCUCCCCCCGACCCCCAGAACCAUCUGUUUCUCAUAAACAUCUUUUUGGUUUGAGUUCCACCUCUUGCCCUUGGGAUGCCCGCCAUUGGGAGGGCCUCAGGCCUUUGCCCGCUCCCCCCAGUUGUGGCCCACCAAGGUUUUAGUUCAUGCUGUUUUGACAAGAUUGCCACACAAACUCUGCCUUGGCCUGUUCCUCGUUUUGCAUUGCCUGUUUGAUCACAGACACUGGUGUGCAAAGCCUGCAUCUGUGUUGCGUUUUAUUUAAAAUAAAAGUUGUGUGGUUCGAGAA
Messenger RNA from Podarcis lilfordi (Lilford's wall lizard), 33245 nucleotides. Lineage: Eukaryota; Metazoa; Chordata; Lepidosauria; Squamata; Lacertidae. The record is from the annotation of a GenBank genome assembly.